Hyla sarda is the source of this 1677-nucleotide messenger RNA. It is a transcript of the gene SCN1B, whose product is annotated as sodium voltage-gated channel beta subunit 1. Gene Ontology annotation, molecular function: sodium channel regulator activity. Gene Ontology annotation, cellular component: voltage-gated sodium channel complex. The transcript has 6 exons. The record is from RefSeq and is a predicted model, not a curated record. Gene Ontology annotation, biological process: sodium ion transport; regulation of heart rate by cardiac conduction; cardiac muscle cell action potential involved in contraction. NCBI's taxonomy places the organism in Eukaryota, Metazoa, Chordata, Amphibia, Anura, Hylidae. Bases 408 to 1061 code for a protein of 217 amino acids.
CGUCUUCGAGUAUACAGAUCCCCCCUCUUGGACUUUAAGACGUGCGUGGUAAAGGUCUCAUCUGAGCAGGGGCCGGCCACCACCGGAGGGCUGCCGGCCUCCAUCUUUAUCUAAAAUUAGCCCCCUUUGGAAUGAUCAGCUUGGGGGGAGAUCAAGUAACAUCUUCUAGAAGAGGAAUAAGAGAAGGGACGGCGGUGGGGGGGGGACGCCGCCAGUGAGAGGGGCGAGAAGUAAGAAGACGGACAAGACAGGAGAAGAACUUUUAUAGAGUCUGAAGACGGACGGAGGAGGAGGCUGGAGAUGUAACCGGACAGCGGAGAAGAGGAGGAGGCCAAGAAGAAGACACCAAAACUUCUCAAGACAUUGGAGAAGACUUCUGGUGGCUCCAGGACUUCCAGGACAGAACCAUGGACUACUGGGUGAAGAUGCUGAUGUGCCUCAUGGCAGCAUACACCUGCUGGUCCGGCUGCGUGGAGGUGGAUCCGGAGACAGAGGCCGUCUAUGGGCACGAAUUCAAGAUCAGGUGUAUAUCCUGUAAGAAACGAGGGGAGACGGUGGCCAAAACCUUCACCGAAUGGUUCUUCAAGGGGGACGGAAUGGAGACAUUCGACUUGAUCCUUCUCCGCCAGCACCCUAAGACCAACAUCUUGGAUAGCCGUUUCGAAGGGCGGCUCAAGUGGAACGGGAGCAGUCACUCGGAGGACCUGCAGGACAUGUCAGUCGUCAUCUCCAACGUGUCCUACGAUCACGCCGGGACCUACAUGUGCCGCGUUAACCGCACGCUGAUCUUUGAGAGCCACGAAUACAACACCAACGUCACCAAAUUCAUUGACGUUACAGUGGUGGACAAAGGAAAUAGAGACAUCGCUUCCAUAGUGUCGGAGAUCAUGAUGUACGUCCUCAUCGUGGUGCUCACAAUAUGGCUGGUGGUAGAAAUGAUCUACUGUUACCGGAAGAUUGCUGCUGCCGGGGAGGAGGCCGUUCUGGAGAAUGCUUCAGAUUAUUUAGCAAUAACCACUGAGAGUAAAGACAAUUGCCUAGUAGUGCAGCCGCAGGAGUAGCCGGACCCAGGAUAGUGACACCGGGAAACCAGCUGGAAGAAUGGAUGGAGCCAGGAGCAAUGCAAACACUGCUGGGAGGACCGAAAACUGUAACGGGUCACCAAUGAGCCCACCACCACCGCCGAAUACACCACCACCAUCACCAUCACCCUCCCUUCCCCAUGGAUUACAUCAAGAUCCAUUCCAAGUUGCUUCUUACGCCGAACAAUGCAGAAGACGUGGCCAAGACUCGGUAUCCCGGGUCACACUCACAUAUGCAACGCUCCUUAGCUUCUUUAUUGCCAACUCACCAGCAAUUAAGGUGUUAAGGAAACUUACCAAAAAUGCUUCCAUGGAAAGUAAGACUUUUUAUCUUUUCGUGGCCUUGCUGUUGCUUUAAGUUUUUUGUUUGGGAGAGGGGCGGGGGGUUGUGGGGCAUGGUGGGGAGGGGCUACAUUCAUCACGGGAGCCGACCAUCAAUGAUUCUCGACGAACUGGAAAGCAAAGAUUUCAAAAUUUCGAAUUUUUCCAAUUUUUCCCAUAAUGUUUGGGAUGCAGUGAACAAUCUAAGGGGCAUGAAUAUUCCUUGCAUGACGCUCCAAACGCAUAUCCUUUUUUUUUUCUUAUCUGCUGCUGC